AUGAGACUUGGAUAUUUGGGCCUGGCUGCCCUGUGGUCGUUGGCCUCGGCCACAAUCUUGCAGAAUGGCCAGGAGAAAGAAGACCCAUGGCCCGGCCAAGCUCCCCAGAUCGCUUUAGACAACUCCUGGGCGACCUACGAGGCCGGUGCCCCUGAGAUUGCAUACAAGGGCCGCUGGGAUAGCAAGCACGUUUCUUUUAGCUUCGGUCCCGCUACAUCGGAAGGCACGUUGGUUGCCUACCGCAUUGGAUCUCUGGACUGGCAGUAUUCUAAUGUCACUGCCGACUCAACAUAUCAGUUUGUUGGUCCAUGGUCCGAAUUAGCGCCUGAGCUUGUCGAUGUCAAGAAAGGCUUUGAACUGCGAGGUAUGUCUUCAAUCCUGUCCCUUCGUGUCAAAUUGGGGCCGGGGAUAAGUCUCCCUCGAUUGCGUUCGGUACAUCUCUUUACUGACAUCCUUGGCACAAUCCAGAUUGCCGGCGUAUCCGUUGCAAGCAGUGCGGCCCUUUCUAUUCCCCCCCGGUUCGAUAAAAAGGUCGAGAUCAUCGGAGCAUCACUGGCCACCGGGCAAUUCGCUAGUUACGAGACGCUCUCAUCUUGGGCUUAUCUUUUCGUAGCCGGCCUGGGUAAUGUUGAGCAUACCAUCACUAAUUCCUACAAGGCCUACCCCGGCGUGUGCCUGGUGGACAAUCAAUGCUACGGUGGCUCAGCCCACGGCAUGACAUGGUACUGGCAUCGCGCCUCUGACCCCGGAACUCGGUCUCGUGAAGCCUACCCGGACCACUCUAUGGAAUUCUGGGACAACAAGGCUGAGCAACCAGCUGACCUGGUUGUCAUCCAAUUGGGUGGCAAUGACCACCGCCACCCCAACGAGAUCCCGCCGGCGAACUUCUACCACGCCUAUAUCGAGCUGAUCGAUGACAUCCAUGCAACCUGGCCCAACGCCAAGGUCAUGAUUAUGGGCCAAUGGGGAAUCUGGGAAAAGAAGGGCCUGACUUACGAGGCCACCCAGGUUUAUGAAGAAGAGGCUCGGAAGGUGCAGGAGCACUACAAGGAUAAGGGCUUCGUGUACUAUUUCAGUACUCGCGGAGUCCUCCAGCACAACGAUAUCAAUCCGAUGAACCACUGCACGGACGUUGGCCACAUCAAGCUUGCGAGUCACUUGAUUGAAUGGACUCGUCUGGUCAUGGGCUGGAAGCCCGAGGCCACGGGCGAGGUUCAGCACGGUACCAUGUUCUGGAACAACAUGCAGCAAUAUUAG
Molecule: messenger RNA, 1257 nt
Organism: Penicillium chermesinum
Lineage: Eukaryota; Fungi; Ascomycota; Eurotiomycetes; Eurotiales; Aspergillaceae
Product: SGNH/GDSL hydrolase family protein
Exons: 8
Coding region: 1-1257 (418 amino acids)
Molecular function (GO): carboxylic ester hydrolase activity
Source: RefSeq, a predicted model, not a curated record